Messenger RNA from Caenorhabditis elegans, 662 nucleotides. RefSeq lists its product as uncharacterized. The transcript has 2 exons. Gene Ontology annotation, cellular component: membrane. Lineage: Eukaryota; Metazoa; Nematoda; Chromadorea; Rhabditida; Rhabditidae. The record is from RefSeq and is marked reviewed. Bases 65 to 622 code for a protein of 185 amino acids.
GAAUAACCAAUCAGUUCUUGAUUUUUCCGGACAACUAACCAACUAGACGUCUUCUCAACUAACCAUGCUUAACAUUGUUCUUAUCAUUGGUCUUCUGGCAAUUUUCAACACAUCUUCUGCAUCAAAUGAUGUUUGCCACGUCACCAGAAAGCCACUGAUGCUUCCGGCUCCAGGUGAUGUCUACAAGAAGGCAGUGCAGUUCUACUCAAACAUCACGGCUCCAAGAUCAACAUCUGUGCUUGCUCCAGUGAUGUCGUCCCUUGAAGUCUACAUUAACACCACCACGACAUCUGCUUUUGCUCCAGCUCAGAGCAUCAAAGUGGCUGAUAUUCUUGAAGAAGAUGCAGAUGCAAUCCGUGUGAAGUCAAUUAGAAUGGCUGGAUUCAUUGCCCAAUGCAUCAUCUUUUUAUUUGUCUACACCAUCGUCACGAUGGAUGUUGAGAUUUGGAAAAUUAAUAUGGACUGGUUGAAAAUUCAAUAUUUUCAGCAUUUCGAAGACUCCGCUGCUGAAGUUCCGGUCUUCAAGCUCUACAUGGCCCGUGAGAUUCAGACUUGCCCACUGCCAGCACGCCAAAAUGUGAUGAUCGUGAGACAAUUUAUGGAAAUGGAAUCGAACUGCUGAAAACUAACAAAAUAGUAAUAAAGAUACUAAUAUUCUCCUG